Lolium rigidum is the source of this 1478-nucleotide messenger RNA. Its product is annotated as probable purine permease 5. The transcript is spliced from 2 exons. Gene Ontology annotation, molecular function: purine nucleoside transmembrane transporter activity. The coding region runs from base 106 to 1350 and encodes 414 amino acids. The record is from RefSeq and is a predicted model, not a curated record. Lineage: Eukaryota; Viridiplantae; Streptophyta; Magnoliopsida; Poales; Poaceae. Gene Ontology annotation, cellular component: membrane.
AAGGUUGUGAGGCCGGCUGUUUUCAGCUGGGAGUCGUCGCCGUCUUGGCGUCUUCCGACUCCAGGCUCCACACCACAUCGCACGGCCCGGCGGCCGGCAGAGGACAUGGAGAAGCACGGCGGCGACGGCGGCGGCAAUGGGCUCCGGCACCACGCCAUCCGAAUCCCGCUCACAGUUCCAGCCCCAGAAGUUGCAGCGAUGGAAGAGGACUGGGAGGAGCCCAACGUCUCGCUGCGCCAGAAAGCCUCGAAGAUCAUGUCUGCCUCCACGGCGGCGUACCGCAGCAAGCCCGGCUCUUUCUGGGCGCUCCUCGUCCUCAGCGCCGGCGCGAUGCUCACCGCGUUCCCGGCGUCGAGCCUGCUGUCGCGGCUGUACUACAACGGCGGCGGGCAGAGCAAGUGGAUCCUCUCGUGGUCCGCCGUCGCCGGCUGGCCCAUCCCGGCGCUGCUCCUGCUCCCCUGCUACCUCCUCCUCGACGGGGCGUCGCCGACGUGGCCGCCGCCGCUAAGGCUGUGCCUCUGGUACGCCCUGCUCGGCCUCCUCAGUGCGGCCGACAACCUCAUGUACGCGUGGGCCUACGCGUACCUGCCGGCCUCCACCGCCUCCCUCGUCGCCGCCUCCUCGCUCGCCUUCUCGGCGGUCUUCGGCCGCCUGAUCGUGAAGGAGAAGAACCGGAUGGGGCUCUCGACGGUGAACGCCAUCGUGGUCAUCACCGCCGGCGUGGUGAUCGUGGCGCUGGACUCGGGCUCCGACAGGUACCCGGGCGUGACCGGCAAGCAGUACGCGCUGGGCUUCGUGCUGGACGUGGCCGGCUCUGCGUUGCACGGCCUCAUCUUCGCGCUCUCGGAGCUCGCAUUCGUCACGCACCUCGCUGCUGCCGGCAGUAAUGACGGCGGCGCUUCGUCGUCCCGGUUCCACGUGGUUCUAGAGCAGCAGGUGGCGGUGUCUCUAUCUGCGUUCGCAUUCACGUCGGCCGGGCUCGCUGCCUUCGGGGAGGCAUUCGGAGCGAUGCGGAGGGAGGCGGCGGUGUUCAGCGCCGGAGGGGGAGGCAAGGCAGGGUACGCGAUGGUGUUGGGGUGGUCGGCGGCGACAUUUCAGCUGGGAGUGCUGGGAGCGACGGGAGUUGUGUACCUGGGCUCGACGGUGCUGGCGGGGGUGCUGAACGCGGUUAGGGUGCCGGUGACGAGCGUGGCGGCGGUGAUCUGGUUCCAUGACCCGAUGAGCGGAUUCAAGAUCCUGUCUCUGGUAAUCACGGUGUGGGGGUUCGGGUCCUACAUGGUUGGCCACUCCGGCGCCGCCAAGAAAACGUCCAUGCAUCGAUCUCGAAGCGGGAGCCAAACCAUGAGCUGAUCUUACUGAAGAACUGUAUUGUUCUGACAGUGUAACAUUGAUUCAAUUGCGAGUGGAUGGACAUGAUGGGAGUAAUUAGCCUCCAAUUUGAAAUGUACAUUUGGUUCAACUGACUGAUUGAUCGGUUU